CUAUGCCCCUCCCACAACAGGGAGAUUCCCCCCCCUCCCCCAUAGUUUGUGUCUCUGCCCCUCCCACAAUGGGGAGAUUUCAGCACCAGUAGUUGUGUCUCUGCCCCUCCCACAAUGGGGAGAUUUCCCCCAGUAGUUUGUGUCUCUGCCCCUCCCACAAUGGGGAGGUUUCCCCCAGUAGUUUGUGUCUCUGCCCCUCCCACAAUGGGGAGAUUUCCCCCAGUAGUUUGUGUCUCUGCCCCUCCCACAAUGGGGAGAUUUCCCCCAGUAGUUUGUGUCUCUGCCCCUCCCACAAUGGGGAGAUUUCCCCCAGUAGUUUGUAUCUCUGCCCCACCCACAAUGGGGAGAUUUCCUGCAGUAGUUUGU
This is a messenger RNA of Staurois parvus, 366 nucleotides long. The record is from the annotation of a GenBank genome assembly. Lineage: Eukaryota; Metazoa; Chordata; Amphibia; Anura; Ranidae.